This is a messenger RNA of Jatropha curcas, 378 nucleotides long. RefSeq names its product large ribosomal subunit protein P2B-like. Gene Ontology annotation, biological process: cytoplasmic translational elongation. Gene Ontology annotation, molecular function: structural constituent of ribosome. The record is from RefSeq and is a predicted model, not a curated record. NCBI's taxonomy places the organism in Eukaryota, Viridiplantae, Streptophyta, Magnoliopsida, Malpighiales, Euphorbiaceae. Gene Ontology annotation, cellular component: cytosolic large ribosomal subunit; ribosome.
AUGGCCAGGACAUAUUACACAGCACGAGCAUGCUUCUCCACACUUCACAAGCCUCCAAGGGCCGUGUUAGGAGGCAACGCUGCCCCUUUCGCUGAUGAUAUCAAAGGCUGCGUUGGAGUUGAUGUUGAUGACAAUUAGGUCAGAUUUCUUCUUUCAAAAAUAUAGGAUAAGGAUAUAACUGAGCUUAUUGCUGCUGGAUGGGAGAAGUUGGCAUCAGUGCCUUUUGGUGGUGGUGUUGCUAUUGCAGCCAUUGCAGCUAUUGGUGACAGUGGUGGUGUUGCCUCUGCUCUAGCUGUUGCAGCUGAGGCAAAGAAAGAGGAGAAGAUGGAGGAGAAAGAGGAGUUAGAUGAUGAUAUGGGCUUUAGUCUCUUCGACUAA